Molecule: messenger RNA, 2727 nt
Organism: Pseudogymnoascus verrucosus
Lineage: Eukaryota; Fungi; Ascomycota; Leotiomycetes; Thelebolales; Thelebolaceae
Exons: 3
Coding region: 610-2253 (547 amino acids)
Cellular component (GO): cytoplasm
Molecular function (GO): phosphoprotein phosphatase activity
Source: RefSeq, a predicted model, not a curated record
CCCAUGGGUAGUAUUUUCAGAUUAUAUAUUAUUAAUUGUUUCUCAUUUAUAAAAUACAUCAGGCGGUAUAUCCUCUUUCACCCAGAUUUGAAUUCUUUGCGCCUGUGCCAGAGAUUGGCAAGACGCGCUUUAGGAAUCUGACACGGCAACGCUUUAAGCAUUUAUCCGCUGAUCCCCAUGCAAAAGCCAACCGCUGCCAAUAAACCGACUUACUCGAAUAGAAUUCGGGUGGCAACUGAAUUAUAAUUAUAAACAUAAAUAGUAGAGUGGCGAGCCAUAGACGCUGUUAACAUGGGAAGUUAUACUCCUGAGACUAUUGGCCUUAGCUGCUUGGGUUACCAGAUUCAGCGUCUCGCUAAAUGCAACCCCCGGAUUUUGGCAAGUCCGGGGCGGCCUCGACCAAUGUAGUUGCGAAAUCCUCUUUGAGACUACAACUAUCAUUCCCGCGACGACGACAAGAGGCGCAUACUCCCUAUUGCUUGGAGGCAGUUGCUAUAUUAGCCUCUGAAUGGAUGGACUCAUGGGACGGACCAUAGAGAGCCCGCUGUCUAUUAGGUCAAGCUUCGAGGGCGCGCGCCUUCAAGCUCAGAAGGCCAGCUAACAGAGAUCAUGAUGACCCGGCGAUAUGUGCGCGCUAUUAUCCAGCUCUCGACAGCAACGGUAAUCGGUAUAAUACUCCUCUUCCUCCUGGACAGCCGAUUCCGCGUCCUUCCCGCCUCGGUCCACACCCUCCUCCCUGCCCACCACGCUGGGCUGGUGAUCACAGAUGUCACCGUCAAGACGUGCUCUACCGUUAACCUCUUCACGAGCUGCAAAUCACCGGGCGAAACAUGGCACCGUAUCGAAAAGGACUUGUACUUGGGUACCGCCUGGGUGAACAGCGGAUAUGUCUUCGUGGAGAGGAAGAAGGAGGAAGACUUGCUACCGGAUGAUAAGAUUGUGGUUGAUCUAGCUGUCAGUCGUCUAGUGCCGGCAAAUGGGGCUAAAGACGAGGCCGGUGGACAAUGGGAGUCCAGGCCGGCGGGAAUCUGGAUAAAGCGUAGUGGGCGACGACACGCAAGCGAUUCAAAUCAUGCGGUAACAAGCGUGGACAUCCUUUUCGGCCCUGACGCAGUGGAACCGCGGAAAGGCUGGGAGAUCAAGGACAUGGCACUCCUACUGGAUAGUGGCGUCGAGAAACACGGGGCGCGAAUAAGCAUACGACGCGGCAAGCCAGCUCCGAUUAGAAAAACUGUUCCGCGAAUUAACGACAACGGGAAGUUCAAGAUCUUGCAGGUUGCAGACUUGCAUCUGAGCACAGGCGUCGGCGAAUGCCGCGAUGCCUUCCCGGAGAAUGGGGGACCCUGUGAGGCGGACACUCGAACCCUCGAGUUUAUUGGAAAGAUCCUCGACAAUGAGAAGCCUGACCUGGUCGUUCUCAGCGGCGACCAGGUUAAUGGUGACACAGCGCCCGACGCUCAAACCGCAAUCUUCAAGUUUGCCGAGCUCUUCAUCAAGCGCAAGAUCCCAUACGCAACUAUCUUCGGGAACCACGACGACGAGAAGACACUCAGUCGUUCCGGGCAGAUGGAACUCAUCGAAUCGCUACCCUAUUCCAUUUCUGAGGCGGGGCCCGAGGAAAUUUCUGGGGUGGGAAAUUAUUAUGUUGAAGUUCUUGCGCGAGGCUCUUCGAAGCACUCGGCGCUCACAUUAUACUUACUAGAUACGCAUGCCUAUACGCCGGACGAGCGAAAUUACGAAGGCUACGACUGGUUGAAGCAGAACCAGAUCGAUUGGUUUAAAUCGACGGCCCAGGGACUGAAGAAGGCACAUCGGGAGUAUACGAAAGUGCAUAUGGAUCUCGCCUUCAUCCAUAUCCCAUUGCCAGAAUAUGUCACCCCGAACAUGACGGUUGUAGGUGGAGUUUUGGAGUACGUCACGGCGCCAAAAUUCAACUCCGGAUUCGGAGAUGCUCUCGUAGAAGAAGGGAUUCUGAUGGUUAGCUGCGGACAUGACCACGCAAACGACUACUGCGGGUUAGCCAUGCAGAAAGAGCGUCCAGCGCUCUGGAUGUGCUACGGUGGCGGUUCUGGAUUCGGUGGCUAUGGAGGCUAUGGCGGAUACCAUCGGCGUGUACGAUUAUUCGAUAUUGACAUGAAUGAGGCGCGGAUUACAACGUACAAGCGCCUUGAGUACGGAGAGACGGAGAAGAGGAUUGAUGAGCAGAUCAUCGUUGAAGGGGGGAAGGUGGUUAAGCCCGUACCACGGGAUUAGUUGGAAUCGUGGGUAUCUAUAGUAUUGGCAGGGACGGUUUUUGGCGCUUGGGCAACAUGGAAAGAUUACGAGUGACGAUUUGCUUGGAUUUGUGUAGGCAUAUUGUAUGUUCAGGAAUUGAUACCACUAAGUUACGCGUCAUAUUUUGGGUUGUGGGAAUCGCACUGCUGUGGCCAAGGAGACGGUAUGGCCGGAUAGCUUGAAUUAUGAGGAGCACCAAAAGUAUAUUCUUUCUGUUUGUUCCCCGACCAAAGGGAACACACCAGUCGCUGUUUCUCGCUUUCUCAAAUGGGCCAGCCAAGUGAGAAAAAAGCAAAAAAGAAAUAUCCGAAUCGGAUAGUAAUCAUGUGACCUACGCAGGGAUCGAACCUGCAAUCUCUUGAUUCGUAGUCAAGCGCCUUGCCAUUGGGCCAGCAGGCCAGUUUGAUUGGGAUGACUUAGGCAAACUUUAAUUAUGAGUGUCUCACAUUCUAG